CCUGGAUGCAGGUUAGGCAGGUGAAGCGUCUCCCCGGAAACGGAGCUAGAGCGCCCCACCUGCUGGGUCCUACCUGCUUAAAUCGGAUCCGGCGCGGCCAGGCUUCUCAUAAGGACUCUAAGACGUGCCUGGGACAGGCAAGCCCCUCCGGGACUCGUUGCUGGCACCUACAGGAUCUGUCUCUCCUGCCGCAGGAAGCUGGACUCCUGGCCGGCAGCGCUAGCUUUAUUUUUACCUGGUGACCCAGCAGUGACAGCUGAGGCCAUGUGAGUCUGAUCCUGAAUGAGGCUUUAUCUCUGAUUGUUCGUCCCAUCAUCCACUGUGGCACCAGCUCCCUCCUGACAGCCUAGAUGGAGACAGCCAGAGCUGGAGAGGUGACGGUACCUGUAGCCUGGACUGAGAGGAAGAGACUGGGCUUCUAGCUGCCAACCAGGUGAUGGAGACACCAGGCCAUGAUAAACACCGUUUGAGCCCUGACAUUGAUCUUCUCACCUGACCCUGCCUGACCAAGCCAUGUCCCAACAAGCCUCAACAGCCAGGGGGCUGCCCCCAGAUGUGCUGGCAGAGCAGGUGGAGCUGUGGUGGUCCCAGCAGCCCCGACGCUCCUUGCUCUGUUUCUCCGUGGCCGUGGGCCUUGUGGCUGGCUGUGGGGCGGGCGGCGUGGCCCUGCUGUCCUCCACCAGCAGCCGCUCUGGUGAGUGGCGACUAGCUGUGGGCACUGUGCUCUGCCUGCUGGCCCUGAUGGUUCUGGUGAAGCAGCUGAUGAGCUCCGCGGUGCAGGAUAUGAACUGCAUCCGCCAGGCCCAGCACGUAGCCUUGCUGCGCAGCGGUGGAGGGGCUGAUGCUGUUGUGGUACUGCUCAGUGGCUUUGUGCUGCUGGUCACUGGCCUGACCCUGGCUGGGCUGGCUGCUGCCCCAUCCCCGGCUCGGCCACUGGCUGCCAUGCUGUCUGUGGGCAUUACCCUGGCUUCCUUGGGCUCAGUCUUGCUGCUGGGUUUGCUGCUGUAUCAGGUGGGUGUGAGUGGACACUGCCCCUCGAUCUGUACAGCUGCACCCUCCACCCAAAAUGGCCACAGUGGUAACAGCAGCAUCUUUAGCAUCUCGGGACAGCUGUCCUCUGGCCAGCGUCAUGAGACCACCUCCAGCAUUGCCAGCCUCAUCUGACAGAGAUGGAGCCCUUCUUCCCAUGACCUGACUCAGUGUCCCCAGAGCAUUGGCAGGACACGUACAGGUGCAUGCAUAUAUGUCUGCCCCCACCCCGCUGCCACGGGAUUGCACAGGACGUGAUUAGGAGCUCACGUGUACCCAACACAUCCACACCGUGAGAGGGUACGUGAUGGAUGCCUCCUUGGGGCUGAUUGCUUGUGUCCGUGGACUGUCAUGCUCUCUGCCUGGUUCUGGGGUCUCUAGGCACAUCUGGAAUCCCUGAAGGCUUGGCCUGUAUCUCCAAGACCCUACAACUCCAGCCUUGUCCUACGGCAUGAAUACCCCAGCCAUUGUUCUUCAGAGAGAGUGGCUCUUGGCAAAGCAGAGGGAAGUGGGGUGAGAGGGACCUGGACGGGAAA
This is a messenger RNA of Arvicola amphibius (Eurasian water vole), 1565 nucleotides long. RefSeq names its product transmembrane protein 125 (gene Tmem125). Bases 514 to 1164 code for a protein of 216 amino acids. NCBI's taxonomy places the organism in Eukaryota, Metazoa, Chordata, Mammalia, Rodentia, Cricetidae. The transcript is spliced from 4 exons. The record is from RefSeq and is a predicted model, not a curated record.